GAGUGAGCAGACUCAGGGUCACACUCCUACCAUCGCAUCAUCACAUCACACAAGCAAACACACAUUUAUACACACACACACACGCACGCACGCACGCGCGCGCUACAGGAAUGUGCUCUAUUACAAUAUGAUUUUAUUUUUGCACCGAGCGUGAGCAAACUUUCCUUUCUCCACCAGCUCUGUAUUGACCUAAUGAGUGACUUCCAGAGAGAGCGAGUGUGUGUGUGUGUGUGCCGAACCGAACCGGACCUGACCGUGGAAUCAUCAGGCGCGCGGUAGAAAUGAUGCGCUCACGCGUGACGCGCAUCUAGACUUUUCUUUUACUCGUCGCUCUAUCGGAGCUGUGCUGGCUUUCAUUCGUCACUUUGGGUUUUUCAAAACCUACUUAUAGAAGAGAAACUUUCACCGAUUGGGUUUUUCUGUGGUUUGAGCUGAAAGGCAGGAAAACUUUCAUCCCUCACAGGUCCUGAAAGAGCCUUAAAAAAUGCAAGAACAUUCACUGGAAGCCUUAACAGUCUAUAAAAUCCAACAUCUAAACAUCUAAAGCGACGGCACGUUCCCUACGACCAAGCAUGCCAGUGCUUCCAGGAAGGAUCCACUCCCCCAUCAUGGCUCCUCUAUUUCUCCACAUGAUGGCCGCACUUCUGCUCAUCCUUCCCGCAACAGUCCGGGCCAGCCCAAGGUACAUCCCUGCACUACCUGGUGCCAAGCGUGAGAUCAUCCUGGACGGUGAUCUGGUGAUCGGUGGCUUGUUCCCUGUACACGAGAAAGGCGAGGGCACGCAGGACUGUGGGAAGAUCAAUGAGCAGCGUGGAAUCCAGCGUCUGGAGGCCAUGCUCCUGGCACUUGAUGAGAUCAACCAAGACAACCGCAUCUUGCCUGGCCUCAAGCUGGGAGCCCACAUUCUGGACACCUGCUCCAAAGACACAUACGCUCUAGAGCAGUCGCUCGAGUUUGUCCGUACAUCGCUCACAAAAGUGCACCAACCUGGGUUCAUUUGCCCCGAUGGGUCCAACCCUGUGCCAGACGAGGCACCGCUGGCUAUAUCUGGAGUGAUUGGGGGUUCGUAUAGUGAUGUCUCCAUACAGGUGGCCAACCUGCUGCGGCUCUUCCAGAUCCCUCAGAUCAGCUACGCCUCCACUAGUGCCAAGCUGAGUGACAAAUCCCGUUACGACUACUUCGCUCGAACUGUUCCUCCAGACUUCUACCAGGCAAAAGCCAUGGCUGAGAUCCUACGGUACUUUAACUGGACCUACGUGUCAACGGUGGCCUCGGAGGGUGACUACGGCGAGACGGGCAUUGACGCUUUCCAGCAGAAGCACGUGCGCCAAAUCUGCAUCGCCACUUCGGUCAAAGUCAGCCGUUCCAUGAACCGAGGUAACUACGAGACCGUGAUCCGCUCACUUCAGCAAAAGGCCAACGCCAAAGUGGUGAUCCUGUUCACCCACAGCGAGGAUGCCCGGGAGCUCCUAGUGGCAGCAGCACGCAUGAAUGUCACCUUUAUCUGGGUGGCAAGUGAUGGCUGGGGGGCACAGGAGAGCGUGGUGCAGGGCAGCGAAAAAGCUGCCAACGGGGCUUUCACCAUCGAACUUUCCUCUUACUCCAUCCGCGAGUUUGAAGACUACUUCACCAAACUCACUCCGGAGUUCAACACACGCAACCCGUGGUUCCGAGAAUUUUGGGAGCAUAAGUUUGGGUGUCGCCUGCAGGAGCCGGGCUGCGCCAGGCACAGCCUGAGGGACGGCUCGUUCAAGCAGGAGUCGAAGAUCAUGUUCGUCGUGAAUGCCGUGUAUGCAAUGGCGCACGCCCUGCAUAACAUGCGGCAGGCCGUGUGCCCCAACACCACUCGAGUGUGUGACGCCAUGAAGCCUGGCAACGGCAAAAGGUUCUACCGCGAGUUCAUCCUCAAAACAAAGUUUGAUGCCCCAUUCAGGCCUGCUGACACAGAGAAUGUGGUACGUUUCACCUCCUUUGGUGACAGCUUAGGCCGUUACAACAUCUUCUACUAUCGGCAAGAGAACGGAAGGUACGUCUACAGGAAGGUGGGAUACUGGGCCCAAAGUCUGGUUCUUAACACCAGCAUUUUACACUGGGCCGGAGGAGCACUACCCACCUCCCAGUGCAGCGACCCCUGCCAACCCAAUGAGGCCAAAAGCAUGCAACCUGGAGAUGUUUGCUGCUGGAUCUGCAUUCCAUGCCAAGCCCAUCAGUACCUUCUGGACGAGUUCACCUGUGAGGACUGUGGUUUUGGAGAAUGGCCUUUAGCCAACCUGACUGGCUGCUACGAGCUUCCUGAAGAGUACAUAAACUGGUCAGAUGCCUGGGCUGUAGGACCUGUGACCAUCGCUUGUCUGGGUAUGAUGUGCACCCUGGCCGUGGCUGUAGUUUUUCUGCGUCACAAUGACACUCCAGUGGUGAAGGCUAGUGGCCGUGAGCUGUCCUACAUCCUCCUGUUGGGGGUUCUCUUGUGCUAUGCCAUGACCUUUAUCUACAUUGCCAAGCCGUCUGCAGUUGUCUGUGCGCUGCGACGUCUCGGCCUCGGGACCUCGUUCGCCGUGUGCUACUCCGCCCUGCUCACCAAGACCAAUCGAAUUGCGAGGAUCUUUGGCGGAGUUCGCGAUGGUGCCCAGCGACCUCGCUUUAUCAGUCCCGCAUCACAAGUGGCUAUCUGCGCUGCACUGAUCUCUGCCCAGCUACUGGUGGCAUUGGUGUGGCUCCUGGUCGAGGCACCAGGGGUCAGAAAGGAAAUGAGUCCCGAGAGGCGUGACGUGGUGACUCUGAAGUGCAACAGUCUGGAUUCCAGCAUGCUGGUAUCACUCACCUACAACUGCAUACUCAUUGUCCUGUGCACGUUCUACGCCUUCAAGACCAGGAAGUGCCCUGAAAACUUCAACGAGGCCAAGUUCAUUGGGUUCACUAUGUACACCACCUGCAUCAUCUGGCUGGCCUUUCAGCCCAUCUUCUACGUCACUGCAAGUGACUACAGGGUCCAGACCACCACCAUGUGCAUCUCGGUGAGUCUGAGCGGCUCGGUGGUCCUCGGCUGCCUCUUCGCCCCAAAGAUCCACAUUAUACUUUUCCAGCCGCAGAAGAACGUGACGACACUGAGGAGCAAGGACACGUUCUCCACAGCUGCUACAGCCCCCAGCUCCACCUACUCACACGCCUCAGCCGCGACCGUGGUUCCCACCGUGUGCAACGGACGAGAGGUAGUGGACUCUACGACGUCGUCGUUGUGAACGAGGGACCGUAAGACUGCACACGACUCCACUCGACUACACCAUCUACAGUGAUGUCAUGGAUAAAUCUUUUAUCAAAACCUCUUCUACCAAGGGUGCUGCUGUCAUCUGUUUCAGGCACUCGAACUCAAAUUCUACUAAAACAAAUACUUGACUAUAAAAGUGUUCAGUAAUUAAAAAAUCCUGUAAAUGUGAUUACUUGGAAUGAACGUGCCAGUAUGAACUAAUGAGUGGGUUUGUUGCCACAUAUCAUUUAAAGCUACAAGACUUCAAUGGCAAUGAACGAAUGUUUGAAGUUUGGAUUUGUUGGAAAUAAAGUCGAACGCCAGUCGGAGGCGUCUUUAAAACGACUUUGUCGACAUGCUCUCACCAGUUUUUUGGUAUUUCUUUUUAUUUAAAAGAGUUUUAAAAACGUAGUUUAGUUGGGAACUAAUUACUAAAAAACUGUUUUGGGUUCCAUCCAAUCACGUGCAUUAAUUCAGAUUAUUUCGCAUCAGGUAUCUUAAUGAACCAGAAACUUGGUACAUUGUUCAAAGUUUUUCCAUUCUCUUUCACCGCUCUGGUCUGAUCACCAUCCCAAUAAAAACACUUAAAGAUGAUUAGACAAAGAAGUUUACAUGUAUUCCCCUUUGUAUCACUACGAUAAAAACACAUUUAAAUGAAUUAAUAAAAAAAAGUUAACAAUUCACUACAAUUCAGGUUUAUUUUUAUAGCGCUUUUCACGAUGGACAUUGUCCCAAAGCAGCUUCACAAAAGGUUUCCAGUUGCUCAUAUGAGUCUCUUAUGCAAACCUUUAUAAGAAAGACAGUUUAUUUAACUGGAAACAAAUUGUACAUAAAUACUCCUGAUUUGGAUUUAUAACCUUCUGGUGCACAUAACUAGCCAGCUAAGUCAAGAACAGAGACACAUCAAGAUAAUUUCUGUAGUAAAAACUCUGAAACCUCGGUCCUCCAAAAGGCUCAUCUACUUAAGAUAAUGAAGCGGCCCUCAAGAGGAACAUCUGGUGAGAGAAAGUCAACAAGGGCGUGUUUUAAAAAAAAAAAAAAAAAAAAAAGGAAGAAAAAGUGUAUUUAAAAUGCACUCGUAUGAGGUGUGUUGGUGAAGUGAAUGCUUGACAGUGCACUUUGGAGUUUAAGGAACAUAAACAAAUCCAUAUUUUACUUCCAAUCUGGACUUCACUACAUGAAGCUUAUCAGGUAACAAUAUGUUCUUCUUCAGUGAUAGCACCAAGACACACACUUUCCAGCGUCUUGCUGUAGGUACAACCCUGAAAAGUUGUUCUUAAAUAUGUAUACUGUUCCUACACCUACAGAAUUUAGGCAAAUGAUUGCGAAUUUAUAUAGACCUCUAUUUACAUAUAUAAUUAUUCUCAGUGUUUUGCUGUUAGACUAGUUCAGUGUGUUUCAUUGAUAGCACUGAGAUUCAGAUAUUGUAUGUGCAACGAUCAAGUAAAUAAACGACUUUUCAGGGGGUGUAUUUACUUUUUCCACUUAUUAGAGCGGUUUCUUGGAUAUUCGAUCGCGUUUGUGAACCUGACUUGAAGCGGAGCUCCGGCAGGACGAGCGCCGGAGCUCCGCCAUGUUUUACUGCAGUAGCUCAUUAGCAGAUUUUGCUUUUGUACUUUACGUGUCGUUAAUAUAAUGAAAUGUCCCAUGUUUUCUUUCCAUGCACUAGUCUAGUGGCGAUGCAAGAACAAAAUCCCUAGAGUCAGUAUUUCCUUUUGAACUUGAAGACUAAAUCUGUAGUGUAUCAGAUUUGAAUAAAGUAUUUGAAAGUAGCUAUAACUAUAAAAACGAAUGUGUUUCAGUGUGAACUUUGGUGAACCAGUCAGUGCUAUUCCUGUAAUAUAUGUAAAUAAACUUUUUUAUAA
Molecule: messenger RNA, 5109 nt
Organism: Silurus meridionalis
Lineage: Eukaryota; Metazoa; Chordata; Actinopteri; Siluriformes; Siluridae
Gene: grm2b
Product: glutamate receptor, metabotropic 2b
Biological process (GO): G protein-coupled glutamate receptor signaling pathway; regulation of synaptic transmission, glutamatergic
Cellular component (GO): membrane
Molecular function (GO): group II metabotropic glutamate receptor activity
Source: RefSeq, a predicted model, not a curated record